Messenger RNA from Kwoniella shivajii, 1788 nucleotides. RefSeq lists its product as uncharacterized. NCBI's taxonomy places the organism in Eukaryota, Fungi, Basidiomycota, Tremellomycetes, Tremellales, Cryptococcaceae. The record is from RefSeq and is a predicted model, not a curated record. The transcript is spliced from 4 exons. The coding region runs from base 1 to 1788 and encodes 595 amino acids.
AUGUCCCCUCCUCACUGCGAUCCAGGACCAUCAAGUAUUUCUCGAAUCCAAGCUAGUCGAUCACAUUCUGCUCCAUCUUUGACUCACUGGAUGGGUAAGUCCAACAGCCCAAUGAAACGAUCUUGGAACCCUUCCACUUCACCUGGAAUAGCUAUCACUUCAGUUGAGGAUAAAAUGGGUGUAGGAAAGGUAGAUAAUGGUAAAGGAAAGGUCAAGGGUAAGGACUCAGAACGUGAUAUUGGUGUCGAACAAGGUUUGAGUCAAUUAUACGUAAACCAUGAAAAGAAAGAAGCAUCUUCAUCGCGAAAUAAGAGACGAUCUCCUAAAAAAGGAAACAACAUCACAGAAGGAAUCAGUGUAUCUACUACUGGUACAAAUCCAAUAUUGAGUUCGGAGUCGGAAUUGAAAAGAUCGAGUUGGGGAAGUGCGAUUUUGGGCAACGCUUUAUCCGUUGGAGUAUUCGGAGCUGCUUUGGGAUUGACGGCGUAUAGGUUGAUAUCAAAUCAAUCUCCUUCUCCUUCUUUGUCACAGGAACGUUUCGAUGGUCAAAAUGGCGGAGGUAAUACUAAUCUAACUAUCGAGGAAGGUUCACCUCAAGAUUGCGUGGAAAAUACCUUAUCACCCGGUUCGUUGGAAGAAGAGGAAAAUAUCAAUCAAGCUUCAAACGUGCCAGUGACUGAAGAUGAUGCUCCUUGCCCAAACAAAGACAGGCCGAUAUCACCUGUAUCUAUCAUAAAUCAAGGAAUAGAAGCUGCAGUGGAUACUACACUGGACAAUAUCGAGAACUCGUCGAAUCGAGUAUUCUCUUCUUCACCGCCAACAACAAACACAAGUACAAAUAUUGAUACCGUUGGAGAACCUCAAAUAUCGACGCAGGAUUUACCUCCUCCUCCAGCGUACGAAGAGACUGAGUGUGGUUUAUCACGCCAGGGAAAUGGUAAUGUAAAUGGAAAGAGUGAAUGGGAAGAUUUCAACGAGCAGCUCGUCACCCCAUCUUCGACGAUAAAAUCAAGUUCAACGACGUAUCUCAUGAAUACAUGUUCACAAUCACGAAGACGAAAGAUUAGAAACCGUCGUACCGGUUCGAGAAUCUCAAGAAAUGGUAUAUUUCAUACAUUCGGCAGUACUUCAAUGCCAAAUAUCAUCACAACUUCAAAGAGGGGAGAUGAAACUCAUUCGUCUCGGGGCAUUUCGAUCAACCAACAAUACGUAGUUGGAUCCAAUGGCGAUUCGACAGGCUCAAUGGACAACGAUGACACACAUCAAGUUCAGGAUCAAGAUGAUAACGAAAACGAAAACGAAAACGAAAACGAAAACGAAAACGAAAAUGAGGAUCAAGAUGGGAUGAUAGCUCGAUUAGAUUCCAUGAGUGUACAACUUGCUUUACUCAUUGAAGAAGGCAAGAAAGCAUUGGAGAAACCCAUAGGGCGGAGUAUUGCUUCAAAUCUGGCCGAUAGUGGGAUUGGACCAUCAGAUAUAUUCAGUCCUCUCAUCGACUCCGACCCCAAUUUCGAGAUAGAAUCUGGAUCUGAACCUGAAUCUGUAGUUCAAGAAUUCAUUAUAUCAAACGAUAGUAUAACUGAUCAGAAACAGGUCGAGAAAAGAGAAAGUAUAAGUAGGAUCCCAAUGAAAAUUGGAUCAAGUCUCUAUCAAAAGUUUACCCCAGAGAAGGACGAUGAUCAUCGAAACGCUCUCAUUGACUCGGGAUCUCCAGUUGGAAAAGUGCAUCUAACUUCGAAAAUCCCCGUCAGGAGUAAAAGUAUGACGAGUGGCUUGAACGUUGACUGA